Messenger RNA from Daphnia pulicaria, 2652 nucleotides. RefSeq names its product FMRFamide receptor-like. Lineage: Eukaryota; Metazoa; Arthropoda; Branchiopoda; Diplostraca; Daphniidae. The record is from RefSeq and is a predicted model, not a curated record. The transcript has 7 exons. Gene Ontology annotation, molecular function: G protein-coupled receptor activity. Gene Ontology annotation, biological process: G protein-coupled receptor signaling pathway. Gene Ontology annotation, cellular component: membrane. Bases 405 to 2102 code for a protein of 565 amino acids.
UUGGCAGUGUGGCGUCGCCUCAGAUCAGUUUGGUACUCGGCCGAGUCAAGAUAUUCGUGUGUGUUGUGGCACGACUAUUUUCUUUCUAGUCCAUUCCGUUUUUGUACCAAGAAGCGCCGGCCGUACUUGACCAAGAAAAAUUAACUAUUAGCUGUCGCACGACCCACAACAUUUUGAUUUGCAAUCCGGAUGUUAUACUGUCGUUCACUAUUGGAAACUAUUUCUUAUCGAAGCCGAUUAUUAUGAUUCUCCCCAGUGAAACGUGGCCAUCUCAGCAUCAGAGCGACACCCAUCGCUGAUCUGCCAGUCAAUACGUCAAGGAGGGGAGGGGUUCGUCGUGUAAACAAGUCGUGCGUCACGCAAUCAAACCCAGCAUACAUUCCGCCGGUGGGGAUACAUACGAAAUGGCCCAAGAACUGUUGAUGAACGCGACGACAACAACCUGGUGGCUGGAUCAAAACGACACCACCUAUUUUGACGAUGGAAAUCAAUCGGUUGCCGCCAGCACCGCCGAUCCGGCCUUCGUUCACUUUCGUGACGAGUCCCGAUUUUGGGUUCAAAGAGUACUGCUGCCUAUCGUCGCCACCAUCGGAGUUUUCGGCAACGGAGUUACAAUCUUGGUGCUGACCCGAAGGGGGAUGCGGUCAUCGACCAACGCCUAUUUAACAGCUCUAGCCAUUGCUGAUCUCGUCUAUUUGCUCUGCGUCUUUUGGCUCUCGUUGCGACAUUACCCACACGUCAGGGAGGACCUGGCCCUGUCCAAUUUCUACGCUUAUACCUGGCCCUACAGCCUCUGGCUCACCGAUGCAACCACCAACACUUCCGUUUGGCUGAUUGUGACCUUUACGGUGGAGCGCUACAUCGUCGUCAGUCAUCCCAUCCGCAGCCGGAUGUUAUGCACGGAAUCCCGUGCACGAAAAGUCAUCGUCGGAGUCUAUCUGAUCUGUUUCACGGCCACGCUGUCGACGCCGUUCGAGUGGACCGUCCUGGAAGUGACCGAUCCCGAAACGAACGUCACCAAAGCUGAAAUCACGCCGAGCAACUUGGGCAACGACGAGACAUACCAGACCAUUUACUACUGGUUCACUAGCAUCUCAUUCGUGCUGCUGCCAUUGACGUUGCUCAUCGUCUUCAAUUCGUUCCUGAUCCAUUCGGUGCGUCAGAGUCAGAAGCUUCGCCAGAUCAUGACGCAGCGGCAGACGAUCGUCAGGUCGGACCGUGAGGAACGGGCUGCCUCCAACGAAAUCCGCAUCACCAUCACGCUGAUCGCCGUCGUCAUCAUGUUCUUGGUGUGCCAACUCCCGACGGCGGCGACGCUCAUUUACAACAUUUUUCACGACCCGUCGCCUCAGUCGAACGAGGAAGCCGUUUUGAGAGCUCUGGGCAACAUUUUCAAUUGUCUAGUGUCCGUCAACGCCGCCUGCAAUUUCCUGCUCUACUGCGCCCUUAGCGACAAGUACAGGCGGACAUUUAUGCGCACCUUUUGCCGCUGCGUCUACCGGCCAGGUAGUCCGUUUUUCACCCAAGUUGACAACGACAACGGUCAUCACGGGAAUUACACGCACAGCCGCCAGGCCUCGGUCUGCAUCAAUCAACGCGAUCGAUACUUAUCCACACGGCCAGCACAAAGGCCGUCGGCCACUCGGAAUACUCUCAAUGGCUCUUAUCUGGCCAUACCUGACGGUAACGGAACAAUUGCCCGCCAGAGAACAGCCGCCGCCGACCCUUCGGAACUUUGCCGGAAAUCUUCUGUUCAGUCCAGCAGCCACGGGGGUACACGCAGUCCGAGUCUGCAGUCCAACAUCAGCAGUUGCGGGGCUCACGGCCCAUCAACUACUCUGGUAACGACCAAUGCUCUCUUAGUAAGUAAAGCUACGUCGGCCGAAUCGUCGACUCGCCCACGAUGGCCCAGCAAAUGGUGGGCACUGCCGUGGCCGCAAUCGUCGGCCGCCAAGCCCAAAAUUCCUACCAAUAACAAACCCAGCAACAUCCUUAUCCAAGUCACUUCUGAUACCGCCGAAGAGAUUAACCGCGAUCCCCAGCAGACUGCCGAACAACAUCCCCGACAACAAGUUAGUGACGAAGAAGUAGCUUUCGUUUGACAGUUUUUCUUGCAAGUCUAUCUACUUCUUUCAUGCCAUGCCAAAUCAUCUGGAAAGUCAGGCCCCCCCCUCCACAAAAAUGGGAAUCUGGUGCAUCCCAUGUGGCGGCAUGUGACAGGAUUACGUAUGGGAUUGCAACUCUUAUAUAUAUAUAUGUGCGUACUACCCACCCUUUUCUCAACAACGUAACAUGUUGAAAUGUUUCUUUCGGUCGACAGGGUAAAAAAAGGAAAAAAAUACAGACGGUAUAUAUCUGGUGGCCCUAGCUCACGAUGACGUGUGUUUGUAUCGAUUGCCCAACGUUUUAUGUGCCCCUUGCCUAUACUUGCGUAUAUAAACACACACGCGCACACACAUGAAUAAUUGCAUAUUCAUAUUUACCCGCUCUAUUUGCACCUCCUGCCGUUUGGAAAGGAGAGAUAAAAAAAAACCUCUCAAAACUGUCAAAAUGUUUCAUUGUCUUGCACCACUCAAUACGCGCCGUACUGUGACAAACCUGUGACAAAAAACAAACAGAAAUAUAUAACCUGAUUUCGGUGUCAUGAUGUAA